Molecule: messenger RNA, 3609 nt
Organism: Oryctolagus cuniculus (rabbit)
Lineage: Eukaryota; Metazoa; Chordata; Mammalia; Lagomorpha; Leporidae
Source: RefSeq, a predicted model, not a curated record
AACAUGGCAUUCUCAUACAUUCGGUGUGGAGUUGAGGGCCUGCAUGCCAUGAGGGGUAGCCUGCAUGCCAUGAGGUGACAGUGACAAGGACCGGGUGCUUCAGGCACGGAGCUUCUAGUCCCAGGGGAGGCCUGGAGCACACCCAUCUUGGGCACACAUGUAUGAUGCAUAGAGAAAUACAUGCGCACCCCACAGUAGAAGACAGCCAGGUGUUACCAGCAUGCGGCUCAGGAGCUGGUGCCCAGGAGUUCUCAGCGCUCUGUGCCUGAAGCCCUGGUCAGUGCCAGGACAGGGCCCUGGCUCCUGCUCUGGACAGUCGGCCACACUGGCUUGAGGUCCUAUGCAGGUGGUGCUCAGCGGGUGGCUUCCCUGCCCUCCAUCCCAGGAGGACCCCGUGUCCACCUCCUACAACUCCUGGGAAGAGGGGCUGGAACAGAGCAGGGGGGGUUAGCAGGGGUUGGGAGUGCUGGGGUGGGGCCUGUGGUAGGACAGGAGGCUGCAGCCCUGGGAGUCUCCAUUCAGGUCAUUGCAGGGGCAGCCCCCGAGUGUGGGAACAGGUCUAUGUGGGGCUCGCUGUGCCACCUAGUGUUCAAAUAGAGACCUUCACAGUUGUGCUGCAAUAACAUUGCAGAGGAAUAAAGGAGGGGCAGAAGGUGCAGGUUGCCUGGGACUUGGGACCGUUAUGGCAGGCGGCAGAAGGCCCUGGCACCCCUGGUUCUGGGGCAGUUCUGCCAGAGCCCUGCCCUCUUCACCUCGGGCCUAGGGAGAACACAGGCUCCAUUUUUGGUGACUUUUGAUGAAGCCGAUAUGAGGACCCUGACCCAUGCCACAGCUGUGCAUCACUUGGGAUUGGCUGGCAGCCCCAUUAUGUCACAGUCAGUGAGAACUGUGCACUCUGGGUUGUCGGCAACCAGUGGUCAGUAAUGCAUCUACUGCCCAACUGACCAGGUGUUGGUAGUGUAGGCAGGAGGCACAUUUGAUAGAAUUGAAUGGAUUCUCGAUGGAGGUGCGUGGGACUUGCUCUCUGCAUGACCUGUGACGUGGGGAAGGUCACGCCAGGUGGGUGGCACUGGUCUCCCAUGCCAGGUUCCAUGAGUGAUGUGGCUGAGCUCUCAGUGGGCCCCUGUGUGCAAAGCGUGUAUACAGUCGUCUCAUUCCUCCCAUUCUGCUGGGCAUCAGUGUCGAAUGGGCCUUGGUGUGAGUCUGUGUCAGAUCAGCUGGUGUCAGGUGGGGCAGUGAGUCCACCUCUGAGAGCCCUAGAGAUGCGGGGGCUGGGAGCAGGCCAGGGAGACCCUUAGACUUGGGCUCCCUGGAGUACACAUGGAUGCCAGGCUGGGGGAGGAGCAUCCUUUCUGAGGGCAGGGGAGACAAUGUGGGGGCUGUCCUUCCCCAACCAUCCCUAGUCCCUGUGCUCUGCACAAGUCAUCCUCCUGGGACCCGACCACCAGGUACCCGCCCACCUGGCUGUGUGACUGUCCCCCCUCUGACCAGGGGGACAGCCCUCAGGGCAGCAGUUCCCGUGGGCUCCCUGUGCUAGCGCACAAGUGUGUGUGUCUUACAGAUUGGAUAUGGACACCCUGAGGUCCAGCAGGGGCCAGGAGCAAGCAGCGAUCAUCAUGAAACAUGAGCAGGGUCCCCAUAAAGAGGCCCAGUUUCAUCUGGGAGAAGAGGAUGAUGAGAGUGGAGCGCUCGUCCCAGACAAACUUAGAUUCCUGCAUAAGCAGAAGCCACCCAGGCCUGGAUGCCUGGCAAUGCAAGGGCGUAAACAUCAGGAGGGCCGCCGACUGCAAAAAUGGAACAAGAUGCUGCGAAAUUUCACCAAGUACCACAGCAGUGAGAAGUUCCACCGGAGAAUUGAGAAAGGCAUCCCCACCCAGGUGCGCGGCAAGGUGUGGGCCAUGAUGCUCUCCGUGGAUACCAGGAAGGCCCAGAACCCUGGCAAAUUCGAGGAAUUGGGCUACAGCCAAGGCCUAAGCCACGUGGCAGCCCUGCUGCUGAUGUGGCUGAGUGAAGAGGAUGCUUUCUGGGCCCUAGUCCAGCUCAUGGGGGACAGCCAGCACUCGAUGAUGCAUGGUGGGUGAUGGGUGUGGUGGGAGUGGUCCGUGCAAGUGCAGGGAUGGGCAUGCAGACAAGUGACUGGGACAUUGUCCCUCGCUGGCUGCUGCGUGCAUAGGGCAGUCUCCCUCAGAAUACUUCCUUAGAAGCCAGGGCCGGCAGAGGGCCCAAUACCAAGCCAUACCCCUCACUUCCCAUCACACAAAGGUCCUGUGCCUUGUCUUUGACAAAUGACCCUUAGGUCCGUACUGGCCUUACUGCUUUACAUCUCUCUACCGAGACUUCCACCCAGUGAGCCACACACCUGCAGAAGGAGCAUCCAUUCUAUGGUGACCCCUCCACACCUCAAGUGACCAGAUGGCCCUUAGGCACCCAGUGUGACUGCAGUCAGCCCAGCAGUCAACUAAGGCACACUGCCCUGGGCUGUCAGCUGUACCCCCCUUCCCCUGAUGCUCCCCUGCCUGUUAGAGCCUCCCCUGACCCUCCAUGUUCAAAGACCCCACCCCAAGCCUUUGGCUCUCCAGCUUUCUUGGGAAUACACCCUGAAUGAGGGCUGGGGGGUUGCUAUUACUCAGAUUUCUACACACCAGACCCCAAAACUGGAGUGAUUCAAGCACCACCUGAGAGAUAUCAUGCAUCGCGUGCUCCCCUCCCUGGAGAAACACCUGGUAAGUAAACAUCUCCUUUCUCCUCUCGGGGGCUCUGUGCUCAGGGAGGGGAGGACAGAGAGGGGUCCUGACUGCUUCCUGGGCCAGGGGAGGCUACAUCCUCACCAAGGCUUUUCUUGGUUACUGGAGACUGCGGCAGCUUGGGUGCUGGUUUGAUUUCCUGCACUUGGUCCCCCAGAGUUUGCGUAGAUUGAAGGGAAACGCUGUCCCCAGGGCAGAGUGGACUGAGGGACCUGUGUCCCUUCAGGAAUCUGCAUGGCUGGGAGAGGGGAUGCACCUGCUGCUGGGCUUCCUGCACCCAGGGGCUCUGCCACAGGGCACAGAUUAGAGGGAGUCAGGCCUGAGCCCUGGGCCCUGGGCCCUGAGCCCCCUCUGCCUCUUCUUAGGAGAAGAAGGGUGUGUACCUGGAGGACUACACCGUGCACUGGUGCAUCCAGGGCUUCCUGGAUGGGAGUGCCUGCUGAAGAUGUCCAGGGACCACAUCCGGGAGUUCCUGCACGUGACCCUGAAGCAGGCUUGGUCACUGAGCGAGGAUGCGGCCAUCAGGCAGCUGCGGGCCUCCAUGCAUGAGCUGGGGAAGCUCCAGUGCCUCCUGCCUCCUGAAGGCAAGUGGAUGAGGGAGAAGCUUGGCAUCUGGACCCUGGAUAUAUAUCUGUGCAGAUUCAGAAACACAGCUAUGGAGAACCGACUCCAGAACCCAUAUCCUCAAUAACUGCACUGCACUGGACACUGUUCUUCUCUUGCUCACAGAAAAGUGAUGAGGUAAUGUUGGCCAAGCCUGAAUCCCAAGUCUUCCAUCCUAGGAAAAGUUUCAGGUAGUCAAAUGGGGAAAGGAUCUUGGGUUAACCUUCAAGAGAGAAUUAAAAGUGUACCAACAUCUACCAAA